AUGGCUGAAACCAUCAACCUGUUCCUUCUGCUGACUAUAGUGCACCUUGUGGACUCUCAUUACUGCGCUGACCCAGCUACGUUCAUCUCGGUCUUGUGCACCUCCCUGUCCACCAUGCUACACGUGGAGCUACCCCACGUCAACAUCCUCUCCAAGAUGGACCUCAUCGAGCAGUACAGCAAACUAGCUUUCAACCUGGACUUCUACACAGAUGUUAUGGACCUGACAUAUCUGCUGGAUCACUUGGCUGCUGACCCUUUCUUUAGGAAGUUCCUCAAACUAAAUGAGAAAUUCGCAGGGGUCAUACAAGACUACAGUCUUGUCUCUUUUGUGCCUUUCAAUGUGCAGGACAGGGAGAGUAUGACGCAGGUCCUGCGGACAGUGGACAAAGCCAACGGCUGCUGCUUCUGAGACCUGGAGGAGAGGAACCUGCAUGCAAUCAUGUCAGCCACUGUGGGAGCAGACUUUCAGUUCACCUUAACUCUAGGCGUGCAAGAGGGGUAUGUUGGAGAUGGUGAAAAGACGGAGGAGGUGGUGAUGGAUCUGUAAAUCACCAGACACCAAUCAAUGGAUGCUGCUGACCUCCAUGUUGCUUGCACUGUGCCAGCAAAGGACUGACAGUACAUUUCUCCAGUGGAAGUGGUGUGUCAAACGCAGCAAAUGCUAUUCUUCUUUCGCUCUUUUCCUGAACACGUAAAUGUUCACUCUUUUAGCUUGAUAUGGCUGGUUCUGGUUAUAUAGAGGAGAGAAAGGGUUAGAAGCAUCAGACUGCAAACAGAAUUCACACCAACUGCUUCUUACCCCACAAUCCAAGAAUUAGAUCAGUCUGGGUUAAGAAUUUGAAUUGAUAUAUCCUUGGCUUUGUGGCUGGGUUAUAAUUCCAGUGUUAGUACGGACUACAGUGUGUUGUUUAGUUGGAUGCAAAUGCUCAUCUCUUAUUCUGCCAGUGAAAAAGAUGGACAAAUCCAGGAGCUCUGGACUACAGAAAAUUAUUUACAUUUUGUAAUGAGAAAUACCCUGGUGUGUGAGGGCAGUUUGGUCAGCCCUUCAGUCUGUACAUUGGGUAUGAAUCCCUUUGCAGAUCAGAAAAAUCAACUGUUAAUAAGUGUUUUUUAAAUGAAUAAAGUUUGAAGAGUUGGUCUUA
Molecule: messenger RNA, 1144 nt
Organism: Oncorhynchus tshawytscha (Chinook salmon)
Lineage: Eukaryota; Metazoa; Chordata; Actinopteri; Salmoniformes; Salmonidae
Product: GPN-loop GTPase 2
Cellular component (GO): cytoplasm
Molecular function (GO): GTPase activity
Source: RefSeq, a predicted model, not a curated record